Brassica rapa (field mustard) is the source of this 1697-nucleotide messenger RNA. Its product is annotated as putative methylesterase 19. Gene Ontology annotation, biological process: salicylic acid metabolic process; jasmonic acid metabolic process. NCBI's taxonomy places the organism in Eukaryota, Viridiplantae, Streptophyta, Magnoliopsida, Brassicales, Brassicaceae. Gene Ontology annotation, molecular function: methyl indole-3-acetate esterase activity; methyl salicylate esterase activity; methyl jasmonate esterase activity. The record is from RefSeq and is a predicted model, not a curated record.
CAACUGAUAUAUCUCUUUGAAGUAGCUAACAUCGUUUUGAAGCUGUAUAACAAACAACCUUUAUAUUGCUGCAUCAUCUCCAAAUUUCUAUCCAAAACCAAUUAUAAAAAAGAUACAAAAUUCCUAUCCAAAAAGGUCUUAGUAUCUAAACCAAAAAUAUUUAUCAUCCCUCAAUCUUGUUCCAGUAAACUAUUUUUUUUUUUUGCUAAAAUUGUUCCAGUAAAAUUAAGAUACAGAAAAACAAAGUUUUUUUUUUCCUUCUGAAAACAAAGUUGGAUAUAGAUAGGUCCGUAGAGCAUUUGGACGCACACCAACGACACUUUAACGAAUCUAGUGAAAUACCAGAAAUAUUCAUUAGACAAUCACACCAACGACACUUUAACGAAUCUAGUGAAGUAACUACAACUAUUCAGAACCUACCCUCUGUCAUAGCCUAAUAUAUCUCUUUCUCAGAAAGUUACUCUCUUUGAGCCGUGUGGAUCUCUGCUUUAUCUUUUUCUCUCAUACUAUUGGCAGAAAGAUAUAUAGGUACCUAAAGCUUUGUCAGUUUAUACAGAACAAGCACUAAUUUAAAAGUUGAAUACAGAAGAUGGGUUUUUAGUAUACAAAGAAUAUGCGGAAACAAACUGUCUAUGUAAGUGUUCCUCAACCAAGAUGUUGAAAGUAAAGAAGGCAAUGGAGAAGGAGAACCAGAAGCGGUUUGUGCUCGUCCAUGGUCUUUGCCACGGCGCGUGGACUUGGUACAAACUGAAAACGCAGUUGGAGGCUGCAGGUCACUGUGUGACAGCAGUGGAUCUGGCUGCUUCGGGUAUAAACAUGACCAGAUUGGACGAGAUUCAGACAUUGAUGGAUUACUCCAAACCCUUGCUUGAUAUUCUGAGCUCGCUUUGCUCGGAUGAAGACAAAGUGAUUCUUGUUGCUCAUAGCAUGGGAGGCAUACCCGUUGCCCUUGCUGCGGACAUCUUCCCACGUAAGAUUUCUGCUAUUGUCUUCGUGACAUCUUUCAUGCCAGACACAAGAAACCCACCUGCUUAUGUUCUAGAAAAUCUGUCCAGUACUUCACAAAUGGACUGGUUGGACACUGUGACUGGAUUCUACGGGACACCUGAUCGUCCUCUACGGUUUUCUCUUGCGGGACCAAAGUCCAUGGCCAAAUAUGCCUAUCAGUUAUCUCCGCUUGAGGACCUUGUACUGGCGACAAUGUUGGUGAGGGUAAACCCGGUAGUUACAAACAAUCUGGCAGGGACAAAAAGCUUUAGUGAGGAAAGGUACGGAUCUGUUACGCGUAUCUACAUCAUAUGCGGAGAGGAUAAUAUGAUACCGGAGGAUUACCAGCGUUGGAUGAUCAGCAAUUUUCCUGUAAAAGAAGUAAUGGAGAUCAAAGAUGCAGAUCAUAUGGCAAUGUUCUCCAAGCCUCAAGAACUAUGUGCUCGUCUCGUGGAGAUUGCUAAUAAAUAUGCGUGAGAUAAACCUGUGAUUGUGGCUGCAAGUUAGUAUAAACAUUCAGCUUCCAUUACAAUUAUAAGCCAAAUGUUAGUCCGUUUUCGUUUUUACUAUGAUAAGGCAAAUGUUAGUCCGUUUUCCACAUUCACUUGUGAUGUGAUGUAACUAUUAAAACAAUACUAGAUUUUAAUCCUUGCUUUGAAAGUGUGUGAUUAUUCCCGAAGCAAAUCAAAUUUAUUUGAUUUACAUUUGUA